AUGGAGAGCCAGUUCAUGCCACCAUUUAUUCCUUUGCCAUCUCCAUCUCUUCACCCACUUUGUUUAUCCCAACUAGCACUAGUAAACUAUGCUUGUGCAAUGUUGCCUCUCAAGGCAACACCUCCAUCUUUACCACUCACACCUUCACCCUCUCCUUCGUCCCCUAAUGCUGAUGAGGGACACAGGAGUCACCAAACUUCUCAAGAAGAUGAAUGUUGUAGGUGGGCUAGAGAAAUAGACAUCCAAUGUGUAUGUGAAAUCCUAGUUCUAUUGCCUCCCUUCCUUUCUAAACCUUUGCAUCAGUACUCAAUCAGCAUUGGAGAAUCGUGUAAGGUCACUUAUUCGUGCGGUGGGCCAAAAUGA
This is a messenger RNA of Cajanus cajan (pigeon pea), 363 nucleotides long. NCBI's taxonomy places the organism in Eukaryota, Viridiplantae, Streptophyta, Magnoliopsida, Fabales, Fabaceae. The record is from RefSeq and is a predicted model, not a curated record.